UCGUAUCGAGAUUUAAUCUUCUGGAGGAUUUGUUGACUCUGGGUUCGCCUAUGAUUGGGGUAUCAUCUAAGGAUACAAAAGAUUGUUCUUAUCCAGUUAGAGUUGAAGAAAUCAUAUCUUGUCAUACGUUGUCUCUUGUACACAUGCAACUACUUAGCAUGCGAACUUAUAAAACAAUUGUCAGAUGUCUCGAGUUUUCUCAAUUAAAGGAGUUCAAGCUUGUCGUUGGGUUUCGAUUUCAAGUUCCAGAAUUACUGGAGAAAACUAGUCUGGCAAUAGAUAUGAGAAAUGCGGCAGAGAACGUUUCAGAAGCAGAGAUUACUGAAUUAAUUCCAACAAAUGUUACGGAGUUAGUAAUUCAUAAUUCUCUUGAUAUGAUCGAACGCUUAUCUUUGCAUUUGUUGAAUGCAAUGUGCUUGAAAACUUGCGAUAUAAGAAGGUGUUCCAAGAUAACAUGCAUUCUGGAAUCUGAGGAGAACAAUUUUCCGCUGCUAGAGAGAAUGAAUAUAUCUAAUUUGCCAAAAUUGAGGAUGAUUUGCGGGGAAGUUGUGAAACCAGGUACUCUAAUGAACCUAAAGAGUAUUAAUGUGGAUGGAUGUUCAUCAUUGAAAUGUCUGUUCUCAAUGCACCUCAUUUUCCAACUUAAAAGUCUUGAAGAAAUUACCAUCUUUAGGUGCCAUGCAAUGGAAGAAAUUAUUGAAGGAGAGAGGAAUACAAACGGUGAAGACAGCAGCCAUGCAGAUGCAACCGAAGUGAUACUUCCAAAAUUGCAGAGGUUGAAACUGAUCCUUUUACCAAACCUAAGAAGCAUAUACAAAGGGAACAUUCAAUGUGAUUCUCUACGCAGCAUUAAAAUCUAUGACUGCAUUUCUCUAAAUAAAUUGCCUCUUGGUCUGUUUGGAAUUGAGAAAGUUCAGCAUGUGUCACCGUCAACUACUUUUGAACAAAUAACAUGUCAAAAACAAUGGUGGGAAUCACUACAGUGGGACCAACCCCAAGCUAAGCAUCUGCUCCAACCAUACUUUGUCGAUCAUCAUCGUAGGGCAUAUUCGCUCCGAGCAGCAGUGGUACAGCGUGAAGCCAGUAUUUGAAUGGAGCCACAAUCACUUGAUUUGAUUCAAGGAGUACUCUUUAUUGUUAAUGUUCAAGUUUGUAUAAUGUUUGAUAUUUGGUAAGAAAACG
This is a messenger RNA of Neltuma alba, 1182 nucleotides long. RefSeq names its product disease resistance protein RPS2-like. The record is from RefSeq and is a predicted model, not a curated record. The transcript is spliced from 2 exons. NCBI's taxonomy places the organism in Eukaryota, Viridiplantae, Streptophyta, Magnoliopsida, Fabales, Fabaceae. The coding region runs from base 51 to 1091 and encodes 346 amino acids.